UCAAACGAAAACAUCACGGGGAAGCAGACGAGGAGAGAAAAAUUCACGAAAAAAACGUAAAAGGAAGGUGUUUCUGUGCGUGUCGGUCGGACGGUGCUGAUUAUUGCCGCGAGUGCACCAGAGUCGUGUUUGCUGAAACGGUGGCUUGAAGUGAAAUACACACUCACACACAGCUUUUUCCACUGUUUCCGUCGAAGAAGGGUAAGAAGAAGGAGCAGGACGGAACGCGGACAACCAAUCAAGUCAGCUGCUGGGUCUUCGAUUUUCACCCUGACGUGACAGAGAGACGGCACCAGUCCGAGGGUACCCAUACGCGUGAGCUGGCUGGCAGGGAGGUGUCGGCAGUUGUGUGCCUUUCUGUGCUACAGAAGAAGAAGGCAGAAAAUCGAUUCCCCCACACACCUGAGGUGCAAUAAUAAUGCAUAGAGUGCGUCUUGGCAGUCCGAUCGGUGGGUGGUGCAGCGAACGGCAACAAGCAACUGGAGGACGUAGCUGGACCGCCACCAGCGGCAGCUUCCGACGGGUGGUGCAUCCUUCCCGACCAGCCACCGUAGAUCGUCGGGCGUAAUCCGUCGGCGUGUGUGUGCGCGUGGGAAGAAGGUUUGUUGUUUGGCCGCUUUGGAGGGCUCUGUGGGGGGCUGCAUUACCAUCCCUUGCCAAGACCUUCGACCAACCAACGCCUCCGGUGGCUGCCGAGAGGUGUUUUUGGUCGCUUGAUAAAACUGCCCUCAGCAUUCGGUCAGCGAGAAGCAGGAGCAACGCCAACUGCGAACGAAGUGCGUGUGUGUGUGUGUGUUUAUGUGUGCGCACACCCAUGAAAGUGUGUGCGUGUGUGUAGAAACCAACCAGCAAAAAGUGGUUUUUCCUCUCGGGUCGAUUCUCGAGCGGAAUCGGAAUUUUCGAGCAGCUAAAUAACCCACUAUCGAGCGGAAAAGGGAACGAGCGAAAGAGAGGGAGAUAGAGAGAGGUCCUUUUUCGGAAUUUUAUGGCAGUGAAGUGAGUGAAAACCACACACCAAAAAGAAAAGGUGGCCGAUAAUGCAGAGGAUUUCGUUGGCAAUGGCCAGCGGAGGUUUGCCGUCGUCCUGGGACGUGUGGUAGUGUGAUUAAGUGGGUGUGUGUGUGUGUAGCCGUGCGUGCGUGCAUUUUUUCCCCCGUGUGUAGUAAACACACCACUCAUUCAGUAGGAGGAAGUUGAGUGACGAAGGGCAGGUGGGGCAGAUGCUUUUAUUUUGCCUCCAACAGGCGAAAGGAAGAGCAAAUGAUACAAAAACGACCACUGAUUCACAACCGCUGAUUGUGUGCCCCUGUUGAGUGUGUGUUUGUGUGUGAAGCUACGUGAAGGUUGUGCGCGCGCUCCAGUUUGUGUGCCCGUGCUUGUGUGUGCGUGUGUGUGCCGCAACGAAUAUCCUUUUUGGUUGGGUGAAAGCAGGCGCACACUGUCUACUUUGAUUCGGUCCGGAAUCGCCCCGCCACGAACGAGUGAAGGAGACCGAAGCACAAUCGAUUCUUUCGGCGGAAAGGCAGCGGAAGCCCCUGGAGUCAAUAACGAGGGGGAGCAAUUAGGAGAGUAAACGGUGGCAGGAAGCGGAAACGGCAUUUGUUGUGUUUACCAAAUCUCAUCUGGCUGCUGGCCCUGUGACGCUGGGCAACGCGUAAUUGAUGGAAAAACGCCCACCAUCAUCACCUUGACAGAGCUGCGUGGUUGUUUUCGAGGACGAUAAUAACGCUCGGACGUGUUAGAGAAAGUAUCACACCAACGGCGCAUAGACCCCCGUCAUCGUCUUCCUAAAAAGCACGAUGAAGACGGCGCCGAACAUGGACAGUUGUCAACCGAGCCUCGUCACCUAAGGGUAGCCGAAAUUUGUAGCGUGCGUUAUUAUCACAGCCCAGCGCAUCGCUGCUUACCUCACCGGGUUCGAAACGGGGUGGUCAUUUCACAUACACUCCCUAUCCCGCUCUCUCUCUCUCUCCUCUACACACUCUGGAACUGGAAAGACAGCGAAGAGUGCAUUUUGCUGGUCUGAUUUCAACUUCUGAAGAAAGCGUGAGCGAGAAAAGGCGUACGCCAGGUGAUAAGAAGCGGAGAACGUAGCUACACGAAUCGAUACUGUGUUCGGGUGCGUGUGAGACAGCGUGACUUCAACGACAAACGGACGAGCGGCUGGGACGAGUACACUGCGCUGCAUACAGGAACCACCGGACGAGUCAAACCGGCAAGAUGGUGUUAUCUUAGAACAGAUUUGCCUGAUAACAUCCCGGAACCUCCCGAGUGCGCGAGCGGUGCACCCCAGCGCGAGCGAACGAACAGCCAACACAGCAGAAAUGAGUCAAAAGACAUCGACGAGCGGUGGCGGUGCAGGUGGUGGUGGCAAAAAUAAGACAGCGUCUUCCUCCACCGUCAGUCACAAACAAUCGAGCGAAGGGGCAACUUCAGCGGCCACCACACCGUCGACCGAUGGCACCCGCACCAAGUCGGCCCAUUCCUCGGUGCGAUCGCUAAACUUUGACGAUCCGGAGCUGCUGCUGCCGAUGGCUGGACCGGUCACCACCGGGCGCAAAGCUGGAACCGAGCCGUCCACCACCAUCGCUGCGAAGGAACGAAGCAACAGCAGCGCCCCCAUAGGGACAAACUCACUGGCCGCCGGGACGAUUGUGUCCGCGUCGAAGCCACCGCACUCGAAGCAGCCGCCCCACCAGGAGGAGCAAACGAGGGCGGUCGGAGCGGGUGGCACUAGCCCGAACAGUCAGCCGUCGGUGAUAGGCAGCCCGGGCAAGAUGGGCGUGAAAAAGCUCAUCCCACAGCAGGCUGUCGCGCUGCAGAAGCAGGAGCAGCAGGAGACGACGAACCCGCCGUCGGUCGACCGUAAGUCGACGUUCAUGAAGGCAUCGUCCGUGCCGGUACCGGCGUCCGGCUUUGGCGUCGGUGCGCCCGUCGCCUGCUCUUCGCCGCUCGGUGCCAAGGUACCGCCGUCGGCUAGCGUUUCCCCCCAUCAUGGGCCACCCGUGUCGCCCCAGCCAUUGAACGCGCCUGUGAUAACGACGACGAUCGGUGGCGCUUCGCCAACCACCGCGACGACGGGCGCGUGCGCCGCCGUCGUGAUGCGCACCUCGUCCGGCUCGAGCCUGCACAAGUCGGCCUCGUACCGGAAGUCGUCCUACAAACCGCAACACUCGCACUCGCUGCGCUACUCCGGCAGUGGCAGCGACAUCUCGAACCUGGUGCGCGUGCGCAACUCCACGCUGGGCAAUUCCGCCCCGACGCUGUCGCUCAGUGCGAAGGAGAACGUUGGCUUCGGGCUGGGGGCGCUCGGUGGUGGCGGUGCGUUCUUCGCCGGCCAGAAGCGUCCCAACUCGUCCGCGUCGUCGUCGUCGGCGGCCGCGGCCGCCAGGAGUGCGGCCGUCGCCCGCCACCGGCUCAGCUUCGUCGCGAACAUUUCGCCCCGAUCUCACUCGCCCAUUCCCGCCAGCCCGAUCGACAGCCCGCGCAUCAACUCGCCCAGUAUUAUGCAGUUCCCGUUCAUGCCGAUCAAGCGCAUCGUGUCGACGGCGGCAUCGAAGAGCUGCGACAGCCGGCGGUGGUCGGUCGCGUCGCUGCCGUCCAGCGGGUACGUGACCACGCCCGGCAGCUCCAACAUUUCCUCGCAGUGCUCGAGCCAGGAGCGGCUGCACCAGUUCCCGGCCGUGCCGACCAACGACGAUCUGCAGCUGCUGUCGCUGCACUUCUCCUCGAAUGACAGCAAUCCGGGGCUGGGGGAGGCGCGGACGCAUCACAGCCAUCUGCAUCAUCACCACCAUCACCUGCACCACCAGCACGGGUACGGGCAGCCGCAGCACCAUCAUCCGCACCAUCCGAUGGUGGGCCCAGCGCACCAUCACGCUCUCCAGCAGGCGCAGCAGCAGUCGCAUCUGCAUCACCAUCAUCAUCAUUCCCUGCCGGCGGGUGGCGCCGGUACGCAUCAACACCCGCUGGCGAUGGGCCCGCCACCCUCCUCGAUCUCACCACAGGCCGGCGGCAGCGGUUCGCUCUACCACCAGCAACCGCUCAGCCUGCAGGCGCACGUGGGCUACGGGCCGGGGCCUAAUGCACCCACCGGUGCGCCGCUGGCGUCCCACCAGCAGCACUGUGCGCUGAAAUCCUCCGUAGGAUCGUCCGGCUCGGGCAGCUGCGGCAGCGGCGGCCCGCCCACCAGCACCAAGGACGAGCUGAACAACUUCUGCGGCUGCCGGUCGCCGAUCCAUCGGCCGCGGUCGCGCAGCCUCAGCAGCCCGAGCCACUCGCCGAUCACGGACAGUGAAAUCUCCAUCAUGAACACGUUCUACAAGGAGCGCUUCCCGAAGGCAACGCAGCAGAUGGAGGAGCGGCUGAGCCACUUCAUCAACGAGAACAAAACCAUCGUCCACGACAGUGCGCGCAACUCGCAGCCGAUCGUGCGGUUCGUGCACCACCAGGUGCUGGAGAUGGCGCGCGACUGUCUGCACAAGUCGCACGCGAAGCUGAUCACCUCGCGCUACUUCUACGAGAUGAGCGAAAACCUCGAGCGGCUGCUGAUGGAGACGCGGGAAAAGUCGCCCGAGGCGGCGCCGGAGAUAACGGGCGUGAUCAAGAAGCUGCUGCUGAUCAUUUCCCGCCCGGCCCGGCUGCUCGAGUGCCUCGAGUUCGAUCCGGAGGAGUUCUACCGGCUGCUGGAGGUGGCCGAGGGGCAGGCGAAGGUGACGCAGGGCAUCAAGGCGGACAUUCCACAGUACAUCAUCCAGAAGCUGGGCCUGAACCGGGAUCCGAUCGCGGAGCUGCAGGAAGAGCUGAACAUCGAGACGGCCUCGCUCAACUCGAGCGUUAACUGUGCCGAUCUGGAGGAGGAGGCCGAGCAGGAGGAGCUCGUUGAUAGGCGUUCGCGGCUGCGCAGCAAUCGGGCGGCAGUGCGGGCGGACGAUAGCGAGCUGGCCGAUGCAAACUCAUCGAUCGCAAGCGAUCGAACGUCGCGCGCCGGCGAUGAAAUGACGUGCUCGACGCCGAAAGGGUCGGGCUCGUCCAGCUCGGCGGGCAAUAGUGCUGCCAGCAGCACCAGCAAUGUGCUCAACAACAACAACAACAACAGCAGCAGCACUGCUGAUGCGGCAGGAAACGCCCCGGUGGGAGCUGCCAACUCACCGGCCGGCCCGACGGCGGGCACCGUCGGCAAAAGCUUCAAGGCACGCUCGAACAGCGCGGUGCCGAACGAGAAAGACUUUGACAUUCUCAAGCUGAUCUCGAACGGUGCGUACGGUGCGGUCUAUCUGGUAAAGCACAAGCAAACCCGCCAGCGGUUCGCGAUGAAGAAGAUCAACAAGAACAGCCUGAUGCUGCGCAACCAGGUCGAGCAGGUGUUCGCCGAGCGGGACAUACUCAGCUUCGCCGACAACCCGUUCGUCGUCAGCAUGUACUGCUCGUUCGAGACGAAGAAGCACCUCUGCCUGGUGAUGGAGUACGUGGAGGGGGGCGACUGCGCGACGCUGCUGAAAAAUCUGGGCCCGCUGCCGUCCGACAUGGCGCGCUUCUACUUCGCCGAGACGGUGCUGGCGGUCGAGUAUCUGCACAGCUACGGCAUCGUGCACCGGGACCUGAAGCCGGACAACCUGCUGAUUACCGCGCUCGGGCACAUCAAGCUGACCGAUUUCGGGCUGUCCAAGAUGGGGCUGAUGUCGCUGGCGACGAACCUGUACGAGGGCUACCUGGACAGCGAGACGCGCCAGUUCUCGGACAAGCAGGUGUUCGGCACGCCGGAGUACAUCGCGCCGGAGGUGAUCCUGCGCCAGGGGUACGGCAAACCGGUCGACUGGUGGUCGAUGGGCAUCAUACUGUACGAGUUUCUGAUCGGCUGCGUGCCGUUCUUUGGCGAAACGCCCGAGGAGCUGUUCGCGCACACGGUGAACGACGACAUCGAGUGGCCGGACGGGGACGACUGGCCGCUGCAGGAGGAGGCGAAGGAUCUGAUCACGGCGCUGCUGCAGCAGAACCCGCGCGACCGGCUCGGGACGGGCGGGGCGCACGAGGUGAAGGAGCACUGCUACUUUUACGGGCUCGAUUGGAACAACCUGCUGCGGCAGAAGGCGGAGUUUGUGCCGCAGCUGGACAACGAGGAGGACACGAGCUACUUCGAUACGCGCGUGGAUCGGUACAAUCACGAGAUCUGCGGGGACGAUACGGACGAGAUGGAGGACUCGCCGCUGUUCGGGUCGUUCAGCUCGUACUCGCCGCAGUACCGCAAGCAGCACAGCCUGUCGCAGGCGUCGAUCGGGUCGAGCGGCAACUUUGGCGGCAGCACGGGCAGCCGGCUCAGCGGUGGAGUGGAAGGCGCGGCGCCAGUUGUACCCGUGACGGUAACGGUGGCGGCGAGUGUAGCCGUCGCACCAGCACCAGCAGCUCCGUCCGCUUCAUCGUCCGGUUCGUCCGUGCCGGAUGCAAUCGCACGUGACGCUGGUACGAUCGUUACGGUGACCGGUGCGUGCAGUGUCACCACAACACCGCCCACAGCGACCGUUUCUUCCGCCACCGUCAAACCGACGAUCACACCGGUGGUGGAACCAUCGAGUGGGCCGCCACUCACCAUCACCACACCCUCGACGCUGGUGAAACCGCAGCAGCUGCCCAGCCUGUUCGAGGACGGGUACGACACGGCCCAUGCGCGCCCGAACGACAUCAGCAAGCUGAUCAUUACGCCCGAGCUGCGCAAGUUCAACAUCAACCCGUCGCGGUACAAGAUGCCCUCCACGCCCGAUCUCGACUAUCUGCCCGAGCUGGCCACGCCGGACCGGGAAGACUUCCUGGCGCACCACGGCAUCAGCCUGCGCCCGGCCACCGUCAAUCUGAGCGCGAUGCGCGGCGCCCCGGGCACGCCGGAAACGCCGGACACGAACAAGCGGUUCAGCGACUUCUACCCGCUGUCCUCGCUGAAGCAGCUCAGCACGCCGGAAUCGUCCCAGACGGACAGCGAUGACGUGUCGCCGCAGAUACAGCGCAAGCGCAAGAUCGUGCACAACCGCAUCCUGCCCAAGUUUUCCAUCUCGAUCGAGGACGACCAGAGCGGGCACGAGACGUCCUCGUCGACGCCGUCCCAGAUCGUCACCUCGUCGCCGUCGAGCUCGCUGCACAACCUGAGCGGCGGCACGGCCUCGCGCCACAUCGUCAAGUCCGCGUCGGCCCUCGGGCUCUCGCUGAUGACCUCGUCCGACGAUUCGUCGUCCGCGGUGACGACGGCGGUGGGCCGGUCGCUGGCGGGCAGCAUGGCAAUGGCGGGCAGCCGCAACGCGACCGGCACGACCGCGUCGAAUCUGUCCUCGUCGUCCGGCUGCAGCACGGGCGGUGUCGCCUCGUCCACGAUGCACUCGGCCGGCAACUGCUCCAGCACGGCCAGCUCGCGCGACACCUCGCCCUGCCGUGAGCUGAGCCCGCUGGUGACGAACCUGAAGCCGCCGCUGAUCAUCAAGCGGGGCCCGCGUGGGUUCGGCUUUACCGUGCACACGAUACGGGUGUACUACGGCGACACGGACUUCUACACGAUGCACCAUCUGGUGAUGGCGGUCGACGAGGGCAGCCCUGCGUUCGAGGCCGGUCUGCGGCCGGCCGAUCUGAUCACGCACGUGAACGGGGAAGCGGUCCAGGGGCUGUACCACACGCAGGUGCUGCAGCUGCUGCUGAGCGGCUCGGAGCUGGUCAGCCUGCGGGCGACGCCGCUGGAGCACACGAGCAUCCAGACGGGCGGCCGGAAGCGCGAACCGUGGCAGAGCAAGUUUGCGAAAAAGUCGACCCACAGCCGGCGCAAGCAGAAGAAGGACAACGAGAAGAAGCGCAAGGCGUCGCUGUUCCGGCGCAUCAGCAGCAAGCGGGCGAGCGCCGAGAUGCAGCAGAUGGUGGCGGGCAUCCAGUCGCCGACGUCGGUGGUGCCGCCGAGCCGCAGCUUCCAGUCGCUCGCCCGCUUCCAGGGCAGCCAGCCGAACCUGCUGCAGCCGGGGCUGGGACCGGUCGGAGGAGUGGUCGGGGCGCCCGUGCCCGGGGUCGGUGCCUUGCCCCAGUCGCCGGUCGGUCCGCUACCCCAGUCCAGCCUGGCCGGCGGGACGGGCAGCUCGCCGGUGAAUCGGCUCAUCCUGUCGCCCCUCAACUCGGCCGGCACGCUCUACAAUCCGACGCUUCCCUCGCCGGGCUCACCGAGCACGUCCGCCCCGAGCACACCGACCGGCAGCGGUGGCGGCGGCGGUGUUGGUGGUGGUGCUGGUGGUGGUGGUCCGUACAAUGACGGGGCCCCACUGUACCAGCGCCCCUCGACGCUGCACGUCCUCAAGCACAAGCUGCACUCGUCGCCCUGUGCCAGCAACAAGGCGCUCCAUUCGGCAGCGGCCGCCGGCGGUCGCCCCUCGAACCGGAGGAAAUCGGCCGACCACAUGCCGUUGUCACCGCUGGCCCGCACCCCCAGCCCGUCACCGCUGCCCGCCUCGCCGACGCGCUCGUCCAGCCCGCUUGCCUUUCCGGUGGUGCAUCCACUCGGUGCGUCCAACACGACGCAAUCGUACAGCCCGGGCGGGCUGCCCACCGCCGCGGCCCUCGCCGCUACCGGUCUGCCGUCCGCCGUCGUGCCCGGCAUCGUUGCCGGCGGCAUUGGCGGGUCGCCGACGCCGCCCACGAAGAAGGGGUUCCCGCGGGCCAAGACGGCCGAACCGAGCUCGCCGCUGCUGCGACGCGCCCUCUCUCCCGACCGUCUCCAUCCGCGCAGCGCAGCCGAAAGCAAGUGCGUCCUGUCGCCGCUCUGCUGCAACACGUCGCUCAAGACGACGCCGCGCACGGUGGCCGGCAUUUGGCGCUCGAACCAAAACUCAACCAUCACGACCGCUGCUGGCAGUGCAGCGGGUGGCGGUGUGCAGCAGCUGACAUCGUCCACGGUAGCGCCGGAGUCUUCCGGCGGGUUGGCGUCCGCAGCAAACAGCGUCAACAACAAUCCACAACCGACUGUGGCAACGACGGCGGCGGCGGGAGGCGAUUUGAAGACAUCGAAGAAUUCCACCGGCGGGAAAGCAACACAGCAGCAGCAGCAGCAGCAGCAGGGAACGUUGGCGAAGGAGGAUCUAAGCACUAAGCAGCAGCCAGCGCUCUCGUCCGCGGACAAGCUAAUCCCACUGAUGGAAAAGAUGGCGAUAAAGGAGGGCGAACCGUCCGGCAGUGUGGCGGCGGCCAGCAUCAACAAUAACGGUGGCGGUGGCGUCGGUAAGAAAGCGAAGGAGUAAGACGCCCCAGGCAAAGGAGGAGGUAACACACGACACGACAACGCUAUUAUUGUUAUUAUCAUUUUAGAGCCACCAAGAGCCUGAGAAGGAGAGUGAGAGAGCUUUUUGUUUUAAUUUCGAGUUAACGUUUGGCCGCCACCACUGUUUUGGGGUUACGGUUUUGCCAAUGUUGUGAGGUUUUUUGGUGGAGCUCUCGCAGGUUGAAGGAGAAGUUUAGUCCCGAGCAGGGACGAUACAUUGUGUGAUCGAUCGCGGCUUUGCGUGUAUGUAUAUUUUAAUUCUGAUAGCCCCUAGAGGUGUGGGAGGUGUACGCAGUCCUCCCCUCUCCCUUUCCCCUCACCCUUUAGCAUCUGUUAUGUUAAACACAUUAUGUUUAAGUGAUACUGGUUAGUUGUUAGUUUCGCGGUAUCAUCGUCAUUAUUAUUAUUAUUAUUAUUAUUAUCAUUGUGGUUUAAUUAUUAUUUUGUGCGUAAGAAUCCAUGCUAUUAUCGCGACACGCCGUUUUUUUACAUUUACUCCCGUGUUUUUCUUACUAUCUCUUUCUCCGCUCAAUUUAUUUUUUAUUGCAACUCAACUUGAUUUCAUCCGGCAAUGCGGAAACAAAUAUAACAAAAAAAACACACAAAAACGAAAUGAUUAUGCUAAACACAAACGAAAAUUAGUGAUUUUGAGAGAGAGAGAUGGAUCCACUAAGGAAUAGACGGGGUCGGGCAAUGACUAAAGCUGCUAACGCCUCUCUGUCUCUCCCCCCCACACGCGUUUAUCAAUGUUUAAAGCAGAGGAGAGGGAAUCUAAGCCACUACAUCCCCCGUAUUUUUGAUCGAUAAACGCAAUCGAAUUCGAAACUUAUCGUGCGAAAAGUGCACAAUCUUAUACUGUGUGUGAUAUUCUUGAUUUUGGAGGUAGAAGUCGGGAGAAAACAGUCAAAAACAGUCGAAUCAAUAAACAAAAAUCAGUAGAACGUAAUGUCUAAAACUCGAUACAUAUACAUGUGUGUGUGUGUGUGUGGAGCAGAAUUGUGCGCUGAGACGAGUAGUGAACGCGUUAGUGAAGCUGAAAAGUACAUUUGGAAAGAAAAGCAACGCGUUCACCGGAUAUGCAAUGUUUGUACUAGAGAGAGAUGGUAGCUCAAGAUGUAUGCUAAAGCAAGUCAGCACUGUUUUGUAGCCUCUCCCUUCCCCCGUUAUAGUGGACGCGUUGGUGUAUCCGUUCAGGAAAGUACAGCUCCUCAAUCAAUAACCAUCAGCGCGUAAUUAAUCGGGGUUGCGAAUGUGAUGCAUUUGCCUCGCUUUAGGGUUCUUGCGUACGCUGUCGACAGGCUCUCGUGUUAGCGCCCAGCCUAAUUGUAGAUAGUGAGGAGUAGUAGCAACGAUGAUAGAGACGGCAUGCAGUAGCAUUUUGCUGCAGCUCGUAGUUGCACCGCACCAAUGAGAUGUGUAGUAUGUGUUGGCUAGUCUCUCUUUAUUCAAAUGAUGUUUUAUAUUUCCCCUUUGAACAGGGGGAAAAAAGCUCCCGCUCAGUAAUAGAUGUUUUGCCCUCUUUCCAUUCUAAACUUGCGCGUUUGACUUGACUAAUUUUAUAUCCCAGUUUUUGCUCUUUCUUUUCAUCAAGUUGUGCUUCACCUUAAUGUUCACUAAACAAGCAACAAUUUGCCGAAUUCAAGUAAGAUACUGUAACCACUAUAGAAUAAAAUACACAAUGAAAAAAAAGAAGAACAAACCCAACCACAUUUGCAAUAAUAAUCUCUCCGUCUAACGUUUGUCCUCGAUGUGAAACUUUAAACAAAGCAGCACAGUAGAAAUCCUUGCAGAGGGAAAGUAUAAUAGCAGCAGGGCGAGAUAAUAUUACCAGCAAACAGAGCAGAAUUAACAAUACACAACCUAUAAUAACCUAUUGACCACAAAAUAGUGCAAUAUUAAUGCUGGCAAGAUAGAGGAUAAAGCACGCCGCUUGUUACAAGAGAGUUCAGAGAGAAGUAAGAUGGAGUAUUAGUUUGCAAAAGAAAGCACACACAGAAGAGUAGUUAAACGCAUUGUUCACAGGACAGAAACACUAACCUUACACCUUUUUCUCCUCCGGUUGAUGAAAUCUCGCUCCACGGAAGUGAAAUGUUUGUAUUUAAUGGUUUCCUUCAGAUGUUUCACGCAUAAAUGUGUGUAUGUGCUACAUUGCAAAUAUUGAUAUUGUUGAGAUUGAUCGAUUGUUUAGAGUUUUUGAGGCAAAUUGCGGGCGGCUGCGAUCGGGAGAUGAGGGCGGAUAUUUAUAAAGGGAGAAGCGGAUGUAGCGGACAUGUAAAAUAGACACAAAUGAGAGAAUGCAAACACACCGAGGGCGUUGUGGAGAGAAGAAGAGUAAAGGACAUAUUUAGUCAAAUAAUAAUGAGAAAGACACCGAACAGGAAUAGGAAAACAGGAGAGCGGGAAAAUUAAGGGAAUAUUGUUUUGUGAUCUUUAUGUAAAUGUAAAAGCUUCGAGAGUGGAUCUAAUCAGUUUCCUUCCUCGGAUACGUACACCCCAUUUUGUGAUGAUCCGUUCAUGUGUCCGUGUGUGUGUGUGAGUGUGUGUGAAAGGAUAAUUGGGUGUGCAUGUGUGCGUUUAAUUUGUAUAAUUUCCUGUUGUAAAUAUUUGCUUUAUUUCAUUCAAAAGAAGCGAUCCGAUAGGCAAUAGAGUGAAGGAAGAUGAAAAAGCGAAAACACACGCAACCCCAGACUAGUUUAUAAUUAUAACCAGUUUAGCAAUGACCGCGACCCGCGAAUCGCAACACAAUCUUGUUGUAGCUUGUAGCAGAUUUUGUUGCGAAUCUGGCUGAUGCUUCUCAAAUUUCACCGCCCCUCCCCUUCAAAACGUUUGCCUUAAUGGUUCUCUUUUUGUUUGCAUUUGCAAAACGAAUGCUCCAGGGCAGGGCAGGUAUGCUUCUAAGCGUCUAAGGCAAAUAAAACGGUUGGAAAACAGUGCAGAAAGUAGCGUCGUCGUGCACAGGACCUAAAGGACCGAAAGGUUACAAGCAAACUGCAAGUGCAGGAGGAAGCUGAAAAUGUAAAACAGGGCAAAAAAUGAAGCUUCCACCGGAAAUGAACUGACAUGGAUCUGCGCAUUGUUUUUCCUUUACUCGCAUUCAACGCAAAGAUAUACGCAAAGUAAACGCAAUCCCUUAUUGGUGUUUUAUUGGUAUGAGAGAGGAGACACAAAACAAACGAGCUCAGAAUGAAGUGAAAGCGACUUUUUCCUUCUAAAUCAAAAGAACGAAGGAAAAAUAAAUAAUGUACUGAGAAGCAAAACAAUGCACUGAAAACAAUGUAAAUCGAAGAGCAAAUUUAUUAAGUGUACACACCAUCACCACCACCACGACUUUCCCUUCCCCAAAUGACAAGGCGGGCCGAAGGGCUGGACCGCAGAUUUGAAUUACCAAUACACAACCAAUACUUAUCAAUGUUGCCUGCAGUGUGGCGAAUAAAUGAAAUACAAAAAUGAAACAAAAACAAA
Molecule: messenger RNA, 12736 nt
Organism: Anopheles merus
Lineage: Eukaryota; Metazoa; Arthropoda; Insecta; Diptera; Culicidae
Gene: dop
Product: microtubule-associated serine/threonine-protein kinase 2
Exons: 3
Coding region: 2325-9254 (2309 amino acids)
Biological process (GO): intracellular signal transduction; peptidyl-serine phosphorylation
Molecular function (GO): ATP binding; protein serine/threonine kinase activity; magnesium ion binding
Source: RefSeq, a predicted model, not a curated record